Molecule: messenger RNA, 821 nt
Organism: Danaus plexippus (monarch butterfly)
Lineage: Eukaryota; Metazoa; Arthropoda; Insecta; Lepidoptera; Nymphalidae
Product: defense protein 3-like
Exons: 3
Coding region: 51-731 (226 amino acids)
Biological process (GO): defense response to bacterium
Cellular component (GO): extracellular region
Source: RefSeq, a predicted model, not a curated record
AGGAAGAUUUAUCAAUAGCUAAGACACCGCUGUCACAAACUACUAAUAUAAUGUUGUCCAAAAUAGUAUUUCUAGCAGUACUGCUAGUUGGUGUAAACUGUCGAUACAUUUUACUAACAGAAGAUGAACUUUCAAAUAUGAAUGAUGUGGUGCCCGUUACGGACAGGACGAGGGUUAAAAGAGCCGAAGGUAGAAUUACCGCUGAUAAUAAAGGUACAGUUGGUUUAAGUGCUAAGCUCCCAAUAGCUCAUAAUGAUAAAAAUAUCUUAAGUGCGAUUGGAAGUACGUCUCCUAACGGACAAAGUUAUGGAUUGGCUUUGGAUAAUAUAAAAGGUCAUUCUCUUAGCCUGUCAGAAUCACGUAUUCCAGACUUUGGCAAGCAGCAGACAUUAGCGGGAAAUUUAAAUUUGAUGAACACGGAUAAGCAUAAUUUGAAUGCUAACGCCUUUGUUACUAGAAACAUUCCGAAAUUUCCCGAAGUACCUAAUUUUAAUACUGUUGGAGGGGGAGUUGAUUAUAUGUUCAAUAAGAAGGUAGGCGCCAGUUUAGACGUGGCUCACACACCCUUCCUUCAGCGGACGGAUGUUAAUGCGUUGGGCAAACUGAAUCUCUAUCAAAAUCCUACUACAUCAUUAGACUUCGGUGCUGGUGCUUCUAGAUCAUUCUCUCCUCAUAUACCUAGUAGUUCUUGGGAACCAAAUUUCCGUUUCUCAUUAUCAAAAUACUUUUAAAUGAACCACUAUAUAUGUGAUUGGGAAUAUUUUAUUUUUGUAAUUAUGUAUCUCAUUUGAGGAGUUAUAAUAAAAUAAAUAUCCUAAUAA